Messenger RNA from Brachypodium distachyon (stiff brome), 1002 nucleotides. Its product is annotated as photosynthetic NDH subunit of lumenal location 3, chloroplastic. Gene Ontology annotation, cellular component: extrinsic component of membrane; photosystem II oxygen evolving complex; chloroplast. Bases 81 to 782 code for a protein of 233 amino acids. Gene Ontology annotation, molecular function: calcium ion binding. Gene Ontology annotation, biological process: photosynthetic electron transport chain; photosynthesis. NCBI's taxonomy places the organism in Eukaryota, Viridiplantae, Streptophyta, Magnoliopsida, Poales, Poaceae. The transcript is spliced from 2 exons. The record is from RefSeq and is a predicted model, not a curated record.
UCUCUGAUCCUCUUGUAAAACACAGACCAGUCGUGUUUCAUCUGCCAGGCGCACGCUACCGUAUCCGCUCCCAUCCCCCCAUGGCCACCACUUACCUCUCAAGCUUCCACGCCAUCCAUGCCGUCGCCGCCACGGCCACCACCAGCAACAGCGCCGGCGGAGUCCUCUCACCACGGCCAAGGCCAAGCAGACUCAUCACAUGCCAAGCCUCAGAGCAGUCCAGCCGGCGAUCAGCCUGCCUUAGCAUCGGCCUCGGCCUAGCCACCGCAGCCGUGCUCCACACUUCGCCGGCCCAUGCCGCCGACAACACCGACGAAGACCCGGAGCCGGCCAACAACGGCUGGUGGCUCACCGAGUUCCCCUUGCCGGUGCCCAAGAUCCGCAACAAGGAGAUCAACAACGACGAGACGGGGACGCGGUCCUUCGUAAAGAACGGCAUCUACAUGGCGGACAUCGGGCCGAGCUUCGCUGCGCACGCCUACAGGCUGCGCAGCAACGCCUUCGACCUGCUGGCGCUGGAGGACCUGCUGGGCAAGGACGCCUCCAACUACGUCAACAAGUACCUCCGCCUCAAGUCCACCUUCAUGUACUACGACUUCGACAAGCUCAUCACCGCCGCAGACGCCGACAGCAAGCCGCCCCUCAUAGACCUCGCCAACCGCCUCUUCGACAGCUUCGAGAGGCUGCAGUCAGCUGUUACGUCCAAGGAGGACGAUGCCAUUGGCUCCCGCUAUGCAGACACCAAGGUCAUCCUCCAGGAGCUCAUGACAAGAAUGGCAUAGUGUAUUGUAGUAGUAGACAAGAAGGGACUGAAUGCUCUGUAAAUUCUACUGUAUACAUUGGGUCAUCUUAUUAAAAAUGUUCUCUACAGAGAAACACCAGGUUUGAUAGUCUUGAACAAUACGUAGAUAGAGAUACCAAACAAGGAACUGGAUGCUCCAUAAACUCGUGUUAAAAGAUCUACUGCACAGAUGUAAUGUACAUUUGGAGAUCUUGCUGUAA